UGUUGUGGUACCGUCCAGAAAGCUCGGAUAAGCUCAUCGGGGAGUUCCUUGGCACCGGACGCGUUGUCAGUUACUGAAACCUGCUGACGGAUAUUUAUCAAUGACCACCGUGAAACGUGUCUGAAGGCAGCCGCUCGGGUCUGUGUCGAUGUGGGGCGACGUAGGGCAGCCUAACCUCGGUGCUGUCGAAACAAAAUGAUCAAAAACUGGGGUCUUAUUGGCGGGAUAGCUGCUGCACUUGCAGCCGGAGUUUACGUUUUGUGGGGACCAAUCACAGAGAGAAAGAAGAAGAAGAGAGGUAUGGUUCCCGGUCUGUUGAACUUAGGCAACACGUGCUUCCUGAACUCUUUGCUUCAGGGUUUGGCAGCUUGUCCGUCCUUCAUUGGGUGGCUGGAGAAGUUUUCAGCUUCGCCCAUGGUCCAGUCAUGUAAAGACAACCAGCUGUCCAGGACACUGCUUCAGCUUCUCAAAGCUCUGUCCAGUGAUGAGCCCGGGGAGGAAGACGUACUCGAUGCCGGAUCCCUUCUGGAUGUUCUCAGACUGUACCGGUGGCAUAUCAGUUCAUUUGAAGAGCAGGAUGCACAUGAACUUUUUCAUGUCCUCACAUCUUCUCUGGAGGAGGAGCGGGACCAUCAACCCAAAGUGACUCAUUUGUUUGACAUGCAGUCUCUCGAGAGCCUGCCUGAUCAAGAUGAGAAAACUAUGACCUGUAGGAGUCGAGCCCCUCUUCAUCCUAUACCAAGUCCUUGGAAGUUUCAGCAUCCGUUCCACGGUCGUCUAACAAGCAACAUGUCCUGCAAGCGCUGCGAACAACAAAGUCCAGUGCGGUAUGACUCAUUUGAGAGCCUCUCCCUGUCCAUUCCUUUACCUCAGUGGGGUCGACCUAUGUCUCUAGAUCAGUGUCUUCAGCAUUUCAUCUCUUCAGAAACCAUCAAAGAAGUGGAGUGUGAAAACUGCACCAAGCUUCAACAGGUGACCACAGUGAACGGACCAGUUCUGGAAAGUCAGAGGACAACAUUUGUUAAACAGUUAAAACUGGGAAAGCUCCCUCAGUGCCUCUGCAUCCAUUUACAAAGACUGACGUGGUCCAAUGAAGGAACCCCCAUCAAAAGACAAGAGCACGUGCAGUUCACAGAGUAUCUAUCGAUGGACCGAUACAAACACAAUGCUUCCACACUGAGAGGUCAGCGGGUCAAAUGUGCACCGGCUCCAAUCAGGACAGAAAAUUCAGAUGAUUCCACAGAAAAGCCGACAGCUAACGGCACCGAAGCAGAGCAUCGCAACAACAACAACAAACCUUUUUCCAAUGGGACCUGUUCGUCUGUGUUUCUUCACUCUCCUGGUGUGAACCCACAGCUCGGCCUCACGUAUGACUUCAGUUCUACAGAGUACCUUUUCCAACUCACGGCUGUGCUGGUUCAUCACGGUGACAUGCACUCAGGACAUUUCGUCACGUACCGCCGCAGCCCUUCCUCAACCCGCAGCGCUUCACUCUUCAGCUCUCAGUGGCUUUGGGUGUCAGACGACUCGGUACGAAAAGCCAGCCUGCACGAGGUGCUGUCUUCCAACGCUUACAUGCUUUUCUACGAGAGAGUCAGAAGACCGAACUUCAGUCUACGCUCGUCAGAGGAGUAACCAGGAGCUUACAGCCUCACAAGCCUGAUUGACUUCUGCCUUUUUCCUGUCAGGCAGCUGUAUGUGCCAGUUACAACGUGGUUACCAACAGGUGGAUUAAUGACUUUGUGACAAUGAGACCAGAGAGAUAUUGUAGAGAAAACAUGGCAUCCUGGAUCAUGUUGAAGGUCGUCGUGUAGGAGGCUCUCAAUCCAAAGAUUAAGGACCUGCAGGAUUUUUAGUCAAACAUCUUACUUUUCUUUGACACGUGUAACAAUUUCUGUCAUGUAACAUUUUGGCUUCUUUUGGACUUCCGGCAAAACAGGAACACCUGACGACAUAGUGCACUCAAGAUGAAAGACAAAACGUUUAUAUGUGAAGCAGUUUUACUGAAGUCUGGCAUUUUUAACAACCCUGUAGUGUUCAAUUUGAAUGCAGUAUACUCGAAGCUGUUCCUGUUAUUUUGUCCUCUGCCUGUACGUUACAGACACAGACAGAAGUAGCUGAUUAGUAAUUCAUGGAGCUCUUACUUAGAGGUUGUCAAAUAGGUCGAAUUUUCCUUAACUCUGGUUCUUAUCGUCUAAUUUGCCUAAUCAUUCCCAGCAGUGCACGUGGACUGUGUUUGAAUUGAAAUAAGCAGUCGAGUUUGAUAUUUUUCUAUGUUUCCAGUAACCCUUACAUGAUUUGCAAGAACUGCACAAUUAAAACUUAAGUGCCAUGUUGUCUUUUAAUACAUCGACUAUUGUGAACGUACAGUUUGAUGCAUCGGAGCCAUUCGGCAUGCUGCUGAUGUGUAACAGUUCAAGAGAUUAAAGAUGAUCUGCUCUCGGUUAAUAAACCACAAUAUGACAGCAGUUAUCCUGAAUAUUUUUUAUUCUGCAUUACUGAAAAAAACUGCCAAUUUGGUCCAACUAAAGUCUGACUAAGUCACCUUGAGAGAUUUGUUCUGGUGCAAAACUUGUUAAUGUUUUUUGCGAUUUGCACUAAUGUAUAUUCAUGUGAGACUGUGUGUAUUUGUGUGCAAUCUGUAAAGGUGAUUGUUUUCAGGUAUUAAAAAUAACAAAACAAACAAAAA
This is a messenger RNA of Larimichthys crocea (large yellow croaker), 2689 nucleotides long. RefSeq names its product ubiquitin specific peptidase 30 (gene usp30). Bases 196 to 1635 code for a protein of 479 amino acids. Lineage: Eukaryota; Metazoa; Chordata; Actinopteri; Sciaenidae. The record is from RefSeq and is a predicted model, not a curated record. Gene Ontology annotation, cellular component: cytosol; nucleus. The transcript has 14 exons. Gene Ontology annotation, molecular function: cysteine-type deubiquitinase activity. Gene Ontology annotation, biological process: protein deubiquitination.